Acipenser ruthenus (sterlet) is the source of this 1881-nucleotide messenger RNA. It is a transcript of the gene arpin, whose product is annotated as actin related protein 2/3 complex inhibitor. Gene Ontology annotation, biological process: negative regulation of actin nucleation. Bases 101 to 781 code for a protein of 226 amino acids. The transcript has 6 exons. Lineage: Eukaryota; Metazoa; Chordata; Actinopteri; Acipenseriformes; Acipenseridae. The record is from RefSeq and is a predicted model, not a curated record.
CAGUUUCCCUUUUCAGCGACAGAAUGAGGAAGUAAAGUCUCGGGCAAACGCUCCGGAUUCUGAGAUUUCAAAGAUAUCUGUAAAUCUGUCGACUUUUGCAAUGAGUCGCAUUUAUCACAACACGGCGUUGCAGAAUAAACCUGUACACAACGAGACAGUGAGUACCGUGUGGCAGCCGGCUGUGUAUCAAAGUGGCACAGGAGUGAUUUUGGAAGGUGAGCUGAUUGAUGUAUCGCGUCAUGUGAUCACGGAUGUCAACACUCACAAGGAUCGCUAUUACGUUCUGUACAUCAAACCCAGCCGAGUGCACCGGAGAAAGUUUGACGCAAAAGGAAAUGAAAUCGAGCCGAACUUCAGCGAGACGAGGAAGGUCAACACAGGCUAUCUCAUGUCAUCCUUCACGGUGGAGGCUAAAGGAGAGACAGACCGGCUCUCUGUGGAGGAGCUGAGGGCCACAGUGAGCAAAGCGGAACUGGAAAGGGUGACAGCGAAGCACGCUCCCAGCCAGACAGCAGCAUUCUGGAUCCAGGAGGGGGAAAUGCACAAGACCGAGUUAGAGGUGGGCCAGCAACUCCGGCUGAAAACUAAAGGAGAUGGUCCCUUCGUAUUUUCUUUAGCCAGGCUGGACGGGGGCUCUGUGACGAAGUGCAACUUUGCUGGGGAUGAAAAGGCAGGGGCCUCCUGGACUGACAAGAUCAUGGCCAACAAGCCAGAGAGCAGAGCUACAGCUAAACCAGCUGCACAGGGAGACGCAGCCGAGGAGAAUGAGUGGGAGGACUGAAGCAUGAAGAGUUGAAGCCUGGUCUCGUUCCGUUAAGAGACGGGAUCGCUCUAGUUUUCAGGAGGGUCAGUUCCACAUGCCUUGUUUCUUUCGCUUCCCGAAUCAAGUCUUUCAGCCCCGGAAUGCACUGGUCAUUACUGGGGUUAAUGGGACAGUCCUGGACACUUCAGGAUAAAUCCCAAGCUAUUUUUAGGAACUACAGCAGUAACUUCAUCAGGUGAUAUAGAGCCUUCUCACAAGGCAUCUCAAAACACAAAGGUCUAAUCUCUGCAUUUCCAGGACCGUGGAUGCAAGGUCCAUUCUUUAUCUCUGUUCUUUAUGCCAGUCUUUUCUUUAUAUUAGUUCCUUAUUACACACCCUCAGCUUGUGUCUUGAGAGUUAAACAACAAACAAGCCAGUCCUGCCAACGUGUACCGCCUCACCUCUUCACACGACCUGUACAUUUGCAAGCCAGCAGUUUCAAUACAGACAAUGCAUACCGUUUCAAUACAGGCAGUAUCAAUGCAUACCGUUUCAAUACAGACAGUAUCAAUGCAUAGUUUCAAUACAUCUGGAGGUAGGGCUUACACCUCCCCAAGAAUGUAAAUCCGUCAAAAGCUCACAGUUUACAUUACAGUUACUGUAGUGCUGCUUUUACUUAAAAAAAGGGCGUUUUAAUUCUAAUGCAAUCUUAGUUUCUUGCAUUUCUCUGUGCUGUAUCUGUACCUGUGAUGGUGUUCUAGUGAGUGCUGCACUCCUGUGCUUGUAUGUGAUGGUGUUCUAGUCAGUGCUGCACUCCUGUGCUUGUAUCUGAUGGUGUUCUUGUCAGUGCUGCACUCCUGUGUCCUGUGUCUUGUUUGACUGUUGCGUCUGAUGCAGUAUAACACAGUUUACCCUUGGCUUGUGAAAUAUCUUGAAAUACUUCAAACAAGUCUGUGUAAAGCUUAAUGUAUCCCACUGUAUUUGUAUACAUAUAGAUCAAUAUUAGAAACAUAGGUGCUGUAUAUGUAAGAGUGUAACAAGCUUAUUUUCUGUGUAUUUUAUUGUUUCCAGUGUAUAAAAUAAAUACAUGAAAAAAAAAUGCUGGAUGUACAGAGCAAUAAAAUCAUUUUUUUACCACC